Molecule: messenger RNA, 462 nt
Organism: Drosophila takahashii
Lineage: Eukaryota; Metazoa; Arthropoda; Insecta; Diptera; Drosophilidae
Gene: Cpr49Af
Product: Cuticular protein 49Af
Cellular component (GO): chitin-based extracellular matrix
Molecular function (GO): structural constituent of chitin-based larval cuticle
Source: RefSeq, a predicted model, not a curated record
CCAGCUUGGAUUGUAUUAAGUGACAUAUCGAUAGAGCGAAACAUGAAAUUCCUUAUAAUUCUCAGCCUGUUUGUGGUUGCUGCCUGGGCGACGGACAGCAAUGAUCCCAUUUCCCAGGAAUCCAAUGUGGAGUACAAUGGCAAAUACCAUUAUCAUUACGAGCUGAAAGAUGGCUCCAAGGCCACUCAGGAUGGCGUUUUGAAGACUGUGAAUUCCGAACACGAUGGCGAAUCGGUGAAUGGAAAGUACUCCUUCGUCGCCGACGAUGGCGAGACCUAUGUGGUGUCCUACACGGCGGAUGAGAAUGGCUACCGCCCGGUUGGCGCCCACCUGCCCACGCCACCACCCACUCCAGAGUCCGUGCUGAAGGCUCUGGAAUACAUCCGGCUGCAUCCCUACACGCCGCCCGCGGGAAAGCACUAAGCAGAUCCAGCAAAAACUAAGCCAAAAUGUGAUUGGAAC